Molecule: messenger RNA, 756 nt
Organism: Chlorella variabilis
Lineage: Eukaryota; Viridiplantae; Chlorophyta; Trebouxiophyceae; Chlorellales; Chlorellaceae
Product: expressed protein
Exons: 1
Coding region: 1-756 (251 amino acids)
Source: RefSeq, a predicted model, not a curated record
AUGCGUGCGUUCAAGUCUUACGUCCUGCCGACGUUGUCAUACGGGGCAGAGAUCUGGGCGCCGCAGCUGAUUCUGCAGGGCAGGACGGCAUGCGAGCGGGUACAGCUGGAGUACCUGCGAGGGCUGCUGGGUGUGCGGGACAGCACCCCAGCCCUCACUGUGCUGGCAGAGACGGGGCAGCUGCCGCUGCCCGCCUACUGGACCUUGCAGGUUGCACGCUUUGUGAGCAACCUGCAGGCUAUGGGCGGCGAGCGGGUCGCCCGUCUUGCCAUGCUGGAUAGCGUUGCGCUGGCUGCCGACACGGACACAGGGCUGCCACUGGCCCGGCAGCCCUGGGCAGCGCAGGUUAGCCGCGUUCUCGCGGCGGCCGGCGCCCCCUGCGACUUGACUGCUGACGAGGGGGUUGCCAUACCUGAAUUGGCGGAAGCGCUCCUGGAGCGCCAUGUUGCCUCGUACACGCAUGCAUCCGUGAAGGUGCAGCGGUACAUUGAGGACGUGUGGGGGGGCAGCAUCUCUGCGGAGGCCUACACGCCUGCGUCGUUCCUGUGCGAUGUGCCCGAGCGCCGGCGCCGGGUGCGCCUGGCGCAGUGGCGCACGGGGUCGCACUGGAUGGCUGAGGAGACAGGCCGGUGGCAGCGGCUGGACCGCACCCAGCGCCCAUGCCCCCACUGCCAGGCCCCUCUAGAGGACGUACGCCACGCAGUGUAUGACUGUGGUAUGGCUAUGGUGUAUGACUAUGGUUUAGGCCGCGGCUAA